Molecule: messenger RNA, 1358 nt
Organism: Pistacia vera
Lineage: Eukaryota; Viridiplantae; Streptophyta; Magnoliopsida; Sapindales; Anacardiaceae
Exons: 2
Coding region: 435-1280 (281 amino acids)
Molecular function (GO): protein binding
Source: RefSeq, a predicted model, not a curated record
UUCUUCUUCAACUUCUCCAUGAUGAUCCUCUUAUCCUAGAGCGUGUAACAACUAGUAGCAGUGACACUCCUUUGCACGUUGCAGCCAUGUUUGGGCACUCUGAUUUUGUAAAGGAAAUCAUCAAACACAAAAGUAAUGCAGGGGAAUAUGUAAAGGAAUUAAACCAAAAUGGUUUUGGUGCAACUCACAUGGCGGCAGCAAACGGCCAUAACGAGACAGUCCUAGAGCUUUUGAAAGUCAAUAAUGAACUUGGCAAUCUCAAGGGAAAGGAUGGAAUGACUCCUCUUCAUUGUGCUUGUACCAAAUGAAGGGUUGAGACAAUUACUUACCUUCUAGCAGUUUCUUGCAUCUCUAUUUUGGAGGUAACCAUAAGAGGCGAAACUGUUCUUCAUGUAGCAGUGAAAAACAACCAGUUUCAAGCCCUUGAAACCUUGAUGGAAUGGUUAAAGAACAACAAUCAACUGGAAAUAAUAAACUUGAUGGAUGAGGAUGGAAACACCAUCCUCCACCUAGCUGCCGCUACAAGAAAUCGUCAGAUGUUAGAAUUAUUGUUGAAGUGCAACGUUACAAAUCCUGGGAUGUUGAAAACAAAUGCUAAGAACAAAAGGGGCCUAACUGUAUUUGAUCUUGUUCUAUUUUUCCCAUGUGAAACUGGCUAUGCUGACAUUGAAAUGGUCCUCCAAUACGCUGCUGCAAGUUCCCACCAAGCUGAAACUCAAGUCUCGGUCCAAUCUGAACAUCCAGUACUUGAUAAUAAUAUGUCACCAACGCCAAGAAAUUUGUCUCCAGAAGAAGUACUGGACUGGGAAGAAUACUUCAAAUUCGAAUGGGAAGGAAGUGAGCGGAAUCGAGUAAGAUCUGAUUUAUUAGUGGUAGCUGUAUUAAUGGCAUCUGCGACUUACCAGGCUGUCCUAAGUCCUCCAGGUGGAAUUAGUGAAAAAAAUGGUCUAGCAAAUUUAGCUUCUCAUGAUGCUAUAACUUUCAUUUGGUUCAUGUUAUCCAAUAGUGCAGGGUUUUUCAUUUCCUUGAUUACCAUCGGGAUACUCACCAAUAAUUAUCCUUUGUUUUGGGAGUUGUAUGUUGCUAUACUUGCGAUGGCAGUCACCUAUGACAGUGCAAUGAUAUCAAUUUCCCCACCUGGACGUAUCCGGCUGUUCUUCGUUUGCCUUUCCAUUGUAAUGCCCAUAUCCAUACCCUUUUUAAGUUAUAAAAUAAGAAAAUGGUACAAAGGGAGACUUGGACCAUUUGCAUAUAGGCUACAUCGACAACAAAAUGCCUGACAAAUAAUUGCCUCCACAACUUUUCAAUCAAGUUGCAGCUUUCACUUUGUUGUUGUAUUGAAGUACCUACAAGAUCAU